AGAAGGAGUACGAGUUGAGCUGAGGCUUCUACGAUACAUAAAACACCACACGCCCUGCUCCUCUCCUUCUUUUGUCUUACCACUUGAUAGUCAAGCGUCGCCAUUUUCCGCAGGCAACGCUCAGCAGACGCGCUACUCAGCUGGCAGUGUUUUGAAGCCAUCCAGAGACAAACAGCCAGCCAGCCACUGAUCAUAAAAAUGAGGGGCAUAACAACCACCAUCCUACUCACCGUGGCCCUUGCUGUGGCUUGGGCAGGAGAGGAAGCGACGCAAAAUGAAACCAAGAGCGAGAAGCAACAGCAGAAAGAGCGAGAGGAGACCACGGAGAAAAACUCACGCCAGAUUUACUCCUACAAUCGCGGCUCAGGAUUCGAUACUACCUUCCCUAAUGUAUAUCCAAACAAUGUCAUUCCCUCAAACAACCCUACAGUCUACAACCCUUCCUACAACCCGUCUCUCUACCCGAACAACUACUACCCCACAACCAUCAAUAGCGGGGGCGUGUAUCCGCUGAAUCCCACUCUCGGCAACGGAUACACAGACGCGUUCACCGUGCGUCGCGCCUCGCCCCGCACCACUGCAGGCUCCAGAGUGUUCUUGACGCAGGCUGUGACGCAGGGCGGAUCGGGUUGGAACGCUGGCUCCAGUGAGUUCGUGGCCACCUCUCCAGGGAUGUUCUUCUUCACCUUCUCGGCCGUGUCUGAUCGCUACUCGCACUUCAGAAUAAGCCUUCGCCAUAACGGCAUAGAGGUGGUGAGUGCCUAUGGGGACGCCUCGGGCUACCAGAUGGGCAGCCAGAGUGCCAUCCUUAACUUGAGGUCUGGCGAUCGCGUUUACCUGCAGCUGGACGAGGGCCGCCUCUACGACAGCUCCUCCUCCUCCAGAGGCUACACCACCUUUUCAGGCUUCAGGAUGCAAUAAAAGAUUUGCUUAAGUCCUUGUGAAAAAUGGAUUUUAUCACGUAUUACCGUGCGGCGUUUGGUUCAAAGCUAAUGAACCGGCAACAAACUACAGAAUUGUCAGAACUAGUUAAUGCUGCCAUUGGCGAGAUUAAUGAUAUGUUGCUCCCAGAUAAGUGGUCUUCGAUACUACAGUUUCUUUUUUUUUUCGUACAGUAGCCUAAAGUAAGGAUUGGAAGUGAAACUAUUAAUUAAUUGCAUGUUAUUAGUAAAAAUUAUCUAAUAUAAGGUCUGUGGGAGGUGGGAUCUGUAAACACUGGCAAUCUUUUCUUGUCUGUGACGGUGGUCUGGUUUACGUGAUCUGCCAUGGGUCCUUCCUCGAGACUCAGUGUCAACAAAGAAAUAAAAUCAAUGUCCAGCUCAAA
Molecule: messenger RNA, 1324 nt
Organism: Portunus trituberculatus (swimming crab)
Lineage: Eukaryota; Metazoa; Arthropoda; Malacostraca; Decapoda; Portunidae
Product: collagen alpha-1(VIII) chain-like
Exons: 4
Coding region: 199-921 (240 amino acids)
Molecular function (GO): protein binding
Source: RefSeq, a predicted model, not a curated record